AUGCAGCUCUCUUUCUUGUUCUCGGUCCUCUACUUCGCUGCAGGCGUUGUCUCCCAAGAGAAUCGGAAUUUGCGAAUCGCUUACGAGAUGAUGUGGUUGUGGAACAACUAUCAGCUUGAUCUGACCAAGCCUGAAGCUGACCGCACCAUCGGAUAUCGUUGCGUGAACUGGCUUGCGGCCACGAGCGAAUGUGACUCGGGCGUGUACCAAGCUUGCACAGGCUCCAUUACUGAAGCAGGCAAAGAAGGCACUUGUUCCUUGCGAGAGUUCUUGGCCCAUAUUUGCAACCAGCCUGCGUGGCGUACCCAGGUAGUGAUACCCGGAAGGAAUACCGCCGCAAUUCAAAACAACCUGACUCCCGACAUUGAAUCGACUGUUGAAAAUUUGUAUUCUAGCAAUCAGAGAUACACUCGAAGACAUUACAAGCCUCAGAACACGAUUAAAUAUUGUAAGUGUAACUUCAGAGUCUCUCUCCUUCCAUUGAAUUCCGAACGAUAUUGUGGCAAGAAACAAAGUGAAUAA
Pestalotiopsis fici W106-1 is the source of this 522-nucleotide messenger RNA. RefSeq lists its product as uncharacterized. Lineage: Eukaryota; Fungi; Ascomycota; Sordariomycetes; Amphisphaeriales; Sporocadaceae. The record is from RefSeq and is a predicted model, not a curated record. The transcript has a single exon. Bases 1 to 522 code for a protein of 173 amino acids.